AUGCCCCAAGACGAACCGAAACGGAAGAGGACCAAGUCCGAGUACGACUUGAUGCUGGUCAAGAGGCGGAGGUUUCGUCCUGCAAAGGCUUGCUAUCCAUGCAGGCGGCGCAAGGUCAAAUGCGAUCUCAACCAGCCCUGUGAGAGCUGCAACAUCCGCGGACACCCAGAUCUGUGCGAUUAUGCUACACCCGCGCAAGCAAAUGCCUUGCAUAAGGCUGGCAAUGCCUCGAUUGUAGGCAAAUCACAUCCUGCGAGUGAUCACGAAGAUGCAUUGCCCACUCCCAAGGAAGAAUUGCCCACUCCCAAGGAAGAUAAGUUGACAGGGCUUUACGUGAACUCCGUCGCGCCAUACAACACAAAGUUGCACCUAGGGCCGGAUUCACUCCCCAGUCUUCUUGCGAAAUACCAGAGCCUCAGCUCCAACCAACAUCACCAAGAACGGAAUAACUCUAAUGGGGCUGCCUUCAAGCCACCGACAAAUCCGCAAACUAUUUUCGAACUGCUUUGUCUGCAAGAUUCUAGUACAGUCUCACCAUUUACCAAUCUGUGGAAACCGGAAGACGGCCCUGAAGUUGUUUAUAAUGCGCUGCCCGAAGAUGAAUCUUUGACAGGCUAUGUUCGCUUUUUCCAAACCUCUCUCUUCCGCAUUUUGCCUUUUACCAUCAAUUUCACUCAACUAGAAGCUGUUCUGUCGGACUUCCUUCAUGAGCGAGCAAAACACCCUGCAGAGACUUUACAAAGCCCUCCAUCUGCUUGCACACUGACGUGGUUUGGACUACUGUUCGGCAUUCUGGCGUGCGGCGCACAGCUUGGGUCUGAUCAGGAGUCCGAAUUGAUCAAGGCUCGUGUUUUCGCAUGCUGUUCAUUCCAGUGCCUAAGGCUGAGCAAUUUUAUUUCUUUUCCUGACAUCCACACUAUUCAGGCUCUCAUAUUACUUGUAAACUUUCUACAGAAUCAGGCCAAUGCGGGGGCUUCUUGGUCAAUUCUCGGUAAAUACUUCAGCUUUGAUUCCGCCUAA
Trichoderma virens Gv29-8 is the source of this 1020-nucleotide messenger RNA. RefSeq lists its product as uncharacterized. Gene Ontology annotation, biological process: regulation of DNA-templated transcription. The transcript has 3 exons. Gene Ontology annotation, molecular function: zinc ion binding; DNA-binding transcription factor activity, RNA polymerase II-specific; carboxy-lyase activity. Bases 1 to 1020 code for a protein of 339 amino acids. Lineage: Eukaryota; Fungi; Ascomycota; Sordariomycetes; Hypocreales; Hypocreaceae. The record is from RefSeq and is a predicted model, not a curated record.